AUUGUGUGCGGGGCUCCUCCGCACGGCGAGGCGCGGGCGCUGCUCUCCGCUCCGCCAGGCCGCCGCCAGACUCUGGCCACGGCCCGCGCGCUCCUCGCCUCUCGCUUCCGCACCGCCCCACAGCCCCGCCGCCGCCGUGCCGCCGCCGCCGCCGCCGCCUCCUCGGACGCUAAGCUCAGCCAGCCGGCUCUCGCCGCACUCCCGCCCGGCCCGCACUCUGCGCCGCAGGAAGGGGAGGGCCGGGGGGAGGUGGCCGCGGCGCGGAUGACGGAGCCAGGCGGGCCUCUUAAAGGGGCCGCGCCGUGGGCACAGGGCGGGGGGGCCCCCUGGAGGCGGCUCCCCCAUCGAGCCGCCACCCUCCCCCCGUCCCUGUGCCUUUUGGGAAACUGAGGCCCUAACAACAGCGAAUUGGACUGUGCAACUCGCAGCCCAGGGGUCCCCCGUAAAAAAGACACCGGACUCCCUGGUCCAUAAAGACCUUUCCAAUACAGAGGUCUGGGCCAGUUCUGCAGUCCUGGAACAGGAACACUUGGCUCCCCUCCGGCCAGGAGGACUUCUCCGGCCAGUCCAGCCGCGUGUCCCCAAGCCCCACCACCUACCUCAUGUUCCGGGACAAGAGCUGCUCUCUCUGGCAGAACUCGCAGCAGUCCUCCGACAGAAGCAACCUCCCCCCUCUGCCCCUACCACGCCGCAGUGCCAUAAGCGUCACCGGCACUGCCCAGUCGUCGUGUCAGAGGCCACCAUCGUGGGCAUCUGCAAGACCAGGCAGAUCUGGCCCAACGAUGCGGAGGGCACCUUCCAUGGAGACGCAGUGAGUGGUUUCUGCAGAGCUUCAUUUGGAAAGGCCUCUGUAGUUGGGGAAAGAUGGCCCAUUCCCAGAACUCCUUGGAGCUUCCCAUUAACAUCAAUGCCACCCAGAUUACCACUGCCUAUGGCCAUCGGGCCCUGCCCAAGCUGAAGGAGGAGCUGCAGUCAGAGGACCUCCAGACGAGGCAGAAAGCCCUCAUGGCCUUGUGUGACCUCAUGCAUGACCCCGAGUGUAUCUACAAGGCCAUGAACAUAGGCUGUAUGGAGAACCUGAAAGCUUUGCUGAAGGAUAGCAACAGUAUGGUGCGCAUAAAGACCACCGAGGUGCUCCACAUCACGGCAAGCCAUAGCGUGGGCAGAUACGCCUUUCUAGAGCACGACAUCGUCCUUGCCCUGUCCUUCCUGCUGAAUGACCCCAGCCCAGUCUGCCGGGGGAACCUGUACAAGGCAUACAUGCAGCUGGUCCAGGUGCCUAGAGGGGCCCAAGAGAUCAUCAGCAAAGGUCUGAUUUCCUCACUGGUAUGGAAGCUGCAGGUGGAGGUGGAGGAGGAGGAGUUCCAGGAGUUCAUCCUGGACACACUGGUCCUCUGCCUGCAGGAGGAUGCCACCGAGGCCCUGGGCAGCAAUGUGGUGCUUGUCCUGAAGCAGAAGCUCCUCAGCGCCAACCAGAACAUCCGCAGCAAGGCCGCCCGUGCGCUCCUUAAUGUCAGCAUAUCUCGAGAGGGCAAGAAACAGGUGUGUCAUUUUGACGUCAUCCCCAUCCUGGUCCAUCUGCUGAAAGACCCAGUGGAGCAUGUGAAGUCUAACGCUGCCGGUGCCCUGAUGUUCGCCACAGUGAUCACUGAAGAGAUGGAAUCUCAUUAUGUUGCCCAGGCUGGUCUUGAACUCCUGGGCAGGAUACGAGGGUGGAUGGAGAGGAGCCAGUUGAGGCCGGAAAGGCAGGAGAUGAAGAGGCCAGGCCCAGGCCGGACUCAGCGAAGGGAAGUAUGCGGCCCUGGAGGCACAAGCCAUCGGCCUGCUCCUGGAGCUGCUGCACUCCCCCAUGACCAUAGCGCGCCUGAAUGCCACCAAGGCCCUUACCAUGCUGGCAGAGGCCCCCGAGGGCCGCAAGGCCCUGCAGACGCACGUGCCCACUUUCCGUGCCAUGGAGGUGGAGACUUACGAAAAGCCUCAAGUGGCCGAAGCCUUACAGCGGGCAGCCCGGAUCGCCAUCAGUGUCAUCGAGUUCAAACCCUGAGCCCUUCAUUCACCUCUGUGAGUGAAUAAAUGUGCUAAGUCUCUUUA
Molecule: messenger RNA, 2091 nt
Organism: Homo sapiens (human)
Lineage: Eukaryota; Metazoa; Chordata; Mammalia; Primates; Hominidae
Gene: RSPH14
Product: radial spoke head 14 homolog
Exons: 8
Coding region: 865-2073 (402 amino acids)
Cellular component (GO): radial spoke
Source: RefSeq, a predicted model, not a curated record